Clupea harengus (Atlantic herring) is the source of this 1537-nucleotide messenger RNA. RefSeq lists its product as uncharacterized. NCBI's taxonomy places the organism in Eukaryota, Metazoa, Chordata, Actinopteri, Clupeiformes, Clupeidae. Gene Ontology annotation, molecular function: nucleic acid binding. The record is from RefSeq and is a predicted model, not a curated record. Bases 71 to 1537 code for a protein of 488 amino acids. The transcript is spliced from 4 exons.
AGCAGCCAAUCAGUAUGACGAGCAAGGAACAUUUUGGCCAGCAGGGGGCACUACUUGAAGACCCUUCAGCAUGGUUGGCACUACAAGCAGCAAACGGCCUUGCGAUUCCGUACCUGGGGUAUGUACUGUUGGACGUGAAGGACACAGUGAAGUCCUGGUGUGGGGCCGUACCAAGGCUGGCAUUCAGAAACGGGAUUACCAGUGCCUAGUGGAGCCCUUUGGGGAGUCUGAUGUGCUCACCGCUCGAGCAGUAUCAACGGUCAAGCAGGGAAGGUUACCCAUCAGAGUGAGAAACAUAAGCAGCACCCCGGUCUACCUACGACGCCACCAGAAGCUGGCUAAGGCAUUUGUAGUGGAACCAGCAGACAUUGUACAAGACACGGAUGUGAGUAUGUCCAGAGUGGGGGAACAGGUGGUACAGGUUAGCUUAACGCAAGUAAAACAAGACCUAAAGGACCGGCCCGCCCUAGUGGAUGUUAACAACAUUGAUAUCUCCCCAGCCCAAAGACUGAAAUUACAGGAACUGUUACACAAGCAUCAGGCUGUGUUCUCUUGUCAUGACGAGGACUAUGGGAAGACGAGCACCAUACAGCAUGUGAUCCCGACAGGAGACGCCGCACCUGUGAGAGGACGCCACAGUCAUGUGCCUCGCCACCUGUACCAGGAAGUGAAAACCCUCAUUCAAGAUGCCAGCAACAGAGGCCUGGGGGCAGUGCUCGCCCAGGUGCAGGGGGGUAAGGAGCGAGUCAUCGCUUUUGCUAGCCGGAGCCUGCAUCCAACUGAAAGAAAUGACAGUAACUACAGUUCUUUUAAAUUAGAAUUCCUCGCAUUGAAGUGGGCCAUCACAGAAAAGUUUGCAGAGUACCUAACGCCGGCACCCUUUGUAGUAUACACAGACAAUAACCCGCUUGUGCAUCUCAACUCUGCUAAAUUGGGUAGUCAUGAACAGAGAUGGGCGGCCCGCCUUGCCGGCUUUCAGUUUGAGAUUAAGUAUCGGCCAGGACGUAAUAACCAGAGUGCAGAUGCAUUGUCCCGCUUCCCCCCAGAGACAGCAGUCCCAGACCAGAGGGAAGAGCGAGAGGGACUGGAGAUACCAGGCUUCCGGGAGGUUCAGCCGUCAACAGUGACUGCCCUGUGUGUGGGGGUGGGCUGGAGAACCAAGGAGCCUGAUGACCAGGGGACUACAAUGGAACAGGGUACCCCACUCCAGCCUGACAGAACAUGGGCUCAGUGGAAGAGCCUACAAGAAAGUGACCCCACGCUGAGGAGAGUGCUACACUUCCUCCAGAGAGGCCAACACCCUAACAGACUGGAACGACAAGCGGAGUCCAAAGAGGUCCUAGAAAUACUGCGACAAUGGGAUUGGUUGAGGUGCAAAGACGGUGUGCUGUGCCGGACGUUUCAGGACCCCAAGGAAGUGGAUCUACGAACCCAAAUGGUCGCCCCAGCAGGUGAGCGAGUCCACAUCUGGAAACUGUACCAUGACCAGGCGGGUCACUGGGGUGCAGAAAAGACUACCGUAUUUUCCGGACUAUAA